GUCGUUGUCAUAUGAAUUCAUGGUUCACGCUGUUUCACAUUGCCGUGGCUGCAUUUCUAGCUACAACAUGGGAUUUGGGAACGACAAGUGACAGUGUGAUGACUGUAUAUCAAGUUUAGUGUGAACAACAGUGUAGAAAAUAACAGUUUAUGUCCUAGAUCUGUAUUUCUGCCGGAGGUUGGCGGGGGCAAACAGAAGUCACGAUGGUGAAAGAGCAGUUUAGAGAGACUGAUGUGGCCAAAAAAAUAAGCCACAUCUGUUUUGGGAUGAAGUCGGCUGAACAGAUGAGACAGCAGGCUCAUAUCCAAGUGGUCAGUAAGAACCUGUACAGCCAGGACACCAGCCAUACUCCUCUACCGUACGGAGUACUGGAUCAUCGCAUGGGCACCAGUGAGAAGGAUCGUCCUUGUGAGACGUGUGGGAAGAACCUGGCUGACUGUCUGGGACACUAUGGGUAUCUGGACCUGGAGAUGCCCUGUUUUCAUGUGGGCUAUUUCAAAGCCACCAUUGGAAUCCUACAGAUGAUCUGUAAGACGUGUUCUCACAUCAUGCUGACCAAAGAGGAGAAACUACAGUUCAUGGAUGUGUUGAAGAGGCCUGGACUAGCGUACCUACAGAAACGAGGAAUGAAGAAGAAGAUAUCCGACAAAUGCCGCAAAAGGACAUUGUGUCUCAAUUGCUCCACGUUAAAUGGACCAGUGAAGAAGUGUGGCUUGCUGAAGAUCCUCCACGAGAAAUACAAGACAACCAAGAAAGUGGUGGACACUGUAGUAUCAGACUUUCUCAACUCAUUCGAUAUCGCAAUAGAACACAACAAAGAAGUGGAGGGCUUGCUUAACAGGGCUCAGGAGAACCUGAGUCCUCUAGUGGUGCUGAACCUCUUCAGGAGGAUACCAGCGGAGGACAUUCCCCUGCUCCUGAUGAACCCGGAGGCAGGUAAGCCUGCAGACCUCAUCCUCACCCGCCUGCUGGUACCUCCGCUCUGCAUCCGCCCCUCUGUCAUCUCAGACCUCAAGUCGGGUACUAAUGAGGAUGACCUCACCAUGAAGCUCACAGAGAUCAUCUUCCUCAAUGACGUCAUCAAGAAGCACCGUAUGUCAGGGGCCAAGACCCAGAUGAUCAUGGAGGACUGGGACUUCCUCCAGCUGCAAUGUGCUCUCUACAUCAACAGUGAGCUCUCUGGCAUCCCCCUCAACAUGGCCCCUAAGAAGUGGACCAGAGGCUUCGUUCAGAGACUCAAGGGCAAACAAGGGAGAUUCCGUGGAAACCUCUCGGGGAAGAGAGUGGAUUUCUCUGGGAGAACAGUCAUCUCUCCGGACCCCAACCUGCGGAUUGAUGAGGUGGCUGUCCCUGUGCACGUAGCCAAAAUCCUGACCUACCCAGAGAAGGUGAACAAGGCCAACUUGGAGAUGCUGAGGAAGCUGGUGCGGAGCGGUCCGGAGGUCCACCCUGGAGCCAACUUCAUCCAGCAACGACACACGCAGAUGAAGAGGUUUCUGAAGUACGGGAACCGAGAGAAGAUGGCCCAGGAGCUGAAGUUUGGAGACGUGGUGGAGAGACACAUGAUCGAUGGAGACAUCGUCCUCUUCAACCGACAGCCCUCUCUACACAAACUCAGCAUCAUGGCUCAUAUUGCCAAAGUGAAGCCUCACAGAACGUUCCGGUUUAACGAGUGUGUGUGCACACCGUACAACGCUGACUUUGACGGGGAUGAGAUGAACCUUCACCUUCCCCAGACAGAGGAGGCCAAGGCUGAAGCCCUGGUGCUGAUGGGGACCAAAGCCAACCUGGUGACCCCCAGGAACGGAGAGCCUCUGAUUGCUGCUAUUCAAGACUUUCUGACAGGAGCCUACCUGUUGACCCUGAAGGACACAUUCUUCGAUAGGUCUAAAGCCUGCCAGAUAGUGGCCUCUAUCCUGGUGGGGGUGGAUGAGAGGAUCAAGAUAGCUCUCCCACACCCUGCCAUACUCAAGCCCAUGACUCUGUGGACAGGGAAGCAGAUCUUUGGUCUGAUCCUGAAGCCCAGUAAGGCCUGUCCAGUCAAGGCCAACCUGAGGACCAAGGGGAAACAGUACAGUGGGAAAGGAGAGGACCUCUGCAGCAACGACUCCUUCGUGGUGAUCCAGAACAGUGAGUUGAUGUGUGGUACCAUGGAUAAGGGCACGUUGGGCUCUGGCUCCAAGAAGAACAUAUUUUACAUCCUGCUGAGAGACUGGGGGCAGCUGGAGGCAGCCAACGCCAUGUCUCGUCUGGCCCGCAUCGCCCCUACAUACCUCUCCAACCGGGGUUUCUCCAUCGGUAUUGGUGACGUGACCCCAGGCCAGGGUCUGCUGAAGGCCAAACAGGACCUGCUGGAUGGAGGCUAUGCCAAGUGUGACGAGUACAUCGAGGCCCUGAAGACAGGCAAACUGCAGCAGCAGCCAGGCUGCACGGCUGAGGAGACACUGGAGGCCCUCAUCCUGAAGGAGCUGUCUGUUAUCAGAGACCAUGCCGGCAGCGCCUGCCUCAGAGAACUGGACAAGACCAACAGUCCUCUGAUUAUGGCUCUGUGUGGCUCCAAAGGAUCCUUCAUCAACAUCUCCCAGAUGAUCGCCUGCGUGGGCCAGCAGGCUAUAAGCGGCUCUCGAGUGCCCGACGGCUUUGAGAAUUCGUCCUCUGAUCUGUUCUUCUGUGGUGGCUGUGUUGUGUGUCAACAGAGGCGCCUGGUGAAGUCGCUGGAGGACCUGUGUUCCCAGUAUGAUCUGACGGUACGGAGCUCCACUGGUGACAUCAUCCAGUUUGUAAAUAGGGGACGCCUUUUGGGACCCGGCCGCCAUGGAGGGAAAGAUGAGCUCGUUGGAGUUCACAGCUUCCUGGGCUAAAGGGUGAGGUCUGUCCAUACGUGUUCAGAGCAGCCAGCCCUUAGUAAGAAUGAGUUGGUCCUGACAGCAGAGUCCAUCAUGAAGAGGAGUGACUUCAAGUGCUGCCGAGACAGCUUCCUCGAGGCCUUGACAGACACGGGCUCAGAGAAGUAUAUGGAGGUAUGGUGUCUAACGUGCAUCAUGUCUAGUGUCUCUCUCUCCUUCUCUCCCAACCAAAGGAGAUCAAAAAAGUUCAUCAAGGCUACAUCUGAGAAAAUCAAGAAGACCAGGGACAAAUACGGCAUCAACGACAAUGGCACCACCGAGCCCAGAGUUCUGUAUCAGUUGGACCGCAUCACUCCCAGCCAGCUAGAGAAGUUUCUGGAGACCUGCAGGGACAAGUACAUGAGAGCUCAGAUGGAGCCGGGCUCAGCAGUAGGAGCCCUGUGUGCCCAGAGCAUUGGGGAGCCUGGCACCCAGAUGACCCUGAAAACCUUCCACUUUGCUGGGGUAGCCUCCAUGAACAUCACCCUGGGGGUCCCGCGCAUCAAGGAGAUCAUCAACGCCUCCAAGAACAUCAGCACACCUAUAAUCAGCGCUCACUUGGAUGUGGACGACGACGCAGACUUCGGCCGGUUGGUGAAAGGGAGGAUUGAAAAGACCCUUCUGGGAGAGAUUUCAGAGUACAUUGAAGAGGUGUUUCUGCCAGACGACUGUUUCAUUCUGGUCAAGCUGUCACUGGAGAGGAUCAGACUGCUACGACUAGAGGUGAAUGCAGAGACAGUCCGCUACUCUAUCUGCAUGUCUAAGCUGAGAGUGAAGCCUGGAGACAUAGCUGUACACGGGGAGGCAGUGGUCUGUGUAUCUCCCAGGGAAAACAGCAAGAGCUCCAUGUACUACGUCCUCCAGUCUCUAAAGGAUAACCUGCCCAAGGUGGUGGUACAGGGUAUCCCUGAGGUCUCCAGAGCUGUCAUUCACAUCGACGAGCAGACCGGCAAGAACAAGUACAAGCUGCUGGUUGAGGGAGACAACCUACGCAGUGUCAUGGCAACCCACGGUGUCAACGGCAACAGAACCACCUCAAACAACACCUAUGAGGUUGAGAAGACGAUUGGUAUCGAGGCUGCUAGGUCCACCAUCAUCAAUGAGAUCCAGUACACCAUGGUGAACCACGGCAUGAGCAUCGACAGGCGACACGUCAUGCUCCUGGCUGACCUCAUGUCCUAUAAGGGUGAGAUCCUGGGUAUCACCCGGUUUGGCCUGGCUAAGAUGAAGGAGAGCGUGUUGAUGCUGGCGUCCUUCGAGAAAACUGCCGACCAUCUCUUUGACGCUGCGUACUUUGGUCAGAAGGACUCGGUCUGUGGUGAGUUUCAGGCUUCCUCUUACUGUAGCAGAGUCACAGAAAUACAGCUGCUCGAUAACAGAGAAUAAACUGGCUUUUUGUUGUCUAAAAAAAAACAUCUGUCCUUUCCACAACUUCUCUCAUUCGUUGCACUGAUCUGACAUUAAUUAGCCACCUGUCAAGUGUUUUCACUUCAGAUGAA
This is a messenger RNA of Oncorhynchus keta (chum salmon), 4384 nucleotides long. It is a transcript of the gene polr3a, whose product is annotated as polymerase (RNA) III (DNA directed) polypeptide A. NCBI's taxonomy places the organism in Eukaryota, Metazoa, Chordata, Actinopteri, Salmoniformes, Salmonidae. The transcript has 30 exons. Gene Ontology annotation, biological process: DNA-templated transcription. The record is from RefSeq and is a predicted model, not a curated record. Gene Ontology annotation, molecular function: DNA binding; DNA-directed RNA polymerase activity.